This is a messenger RNA of Sycon ciliatum, 2663 nucleotides long. RefSeq lists its product as uncharacterized. The record is from RefSeq and is a predicted model, not a curated record. The transcript is spliced from 14 exons. The coding region runs from base 269 to 1720 and encodes 483 amino acids. Lineage: Eukaryota; Metazoa; Porifera; Calcarea; Leucosolenida; Sycettidae.
ACCCUGAAUCCUUGUGCGUGUAGAUCUACAUCAUUCAGUCCUAAAACUGUUGUUGCGCGCUGCUUCCCCACGGCCGGCCUGCGUCUUUUGUGGACGGUCAUUAGAAAGCGGAGGUAUCCCGUCGAGGCAAGCCUGGCUGGCUCUUGACGAACCACUGCUUCUACUCGACUCUCUAGCGUUCUGUACUGCGACCUGAGGCAGCGGCAGAAUCAGCAUCAACGCCAACAGUAGACUAAGACGUGGAUAAAACGCACCGGAAGAAUUCACGAUGUACGAGCCUCAGCUUGAUGACAUUAUGCCCUUCAUUCCGGCACAGUGCCUGGCACAGGAGAGUAGGAAUAUUCGCAAGGUCGGGCCGGAUAGCAGAGAGGUCUAUGCCAGUGGAUGUGAUGUGGGAACGCUCGAAGAUUUACCAGGCUACUCCCCGGCCGUUAGAAAAUACCAGAAUCCGUUGGCUCAUAUCCAAAGCCUUCAGCGUAACCGUGGUUACACUUGCCUACACUGUGCCAAGUGUCCGAUCAUGGGACUGGCUCAUAUGGGAUACUCCGGUGCCUUUCGAUCGAAGGUGUACUUCUGCGACCAGUGCUUCAACGCUGGUCAUCACGUAGGCAUCAGUCCUGUGACACUGGAGCUGAGUGUAGCAAUGCCUCCUUCCGUUGAGAAAGACUAUCGUAUUGACUUGGUUCUGGGCAAGGCACUCUCCCAUUUUGGAGGCGCCCAGAAACCCCGUGUCAGCAUGGAGGCUCAUCUGGGCAGGAAAACAAUCAUGUGGCUGACAUCGGCCACUGGAUACACCGUUCCACAACUAGAAUCCAUGCUGCAGACGUUCAGCCUCGUUGCGACCGACUUGGUGAUGACGAAGAGUCAGUUCACCAAGUACUUCUACUACUUCCUCCCUCAAGGGUAUAGCUCAAUCGUCGAUGUUAUCUUGGACAGGCUUUGGCAUUACAUUGUACACCCGAAGCGCGGCCAGCUGGAGUUUCCUUUCUACAUGUACCGCUUGGCUCUGAUAACACACGACAGUGAUGCAUUCAUUCUGAGAUCAUGCUGCGAAUUCUUGGGCGAUGAAGUUGGAGUCGAAAUUUUGACAGCUUUGUACAGUUUCGACACCCUAUGGAAGAGGUGCGGAGCGGAAAACAGCAUGGCUGAGUUUGAGGUCACACCCAGUCAGGUCGUAAAAGAUGUCCUGGACAUGCAGGAGGAGAUCACGUCUUAUGGCCAACUUCUCGUGAAUCAUGGUGCCUAUUUUCCGGAAACGCCAAGACAACCUACGUCUGGCAAUAUUCAUAUCAAGGAUAACUCCGAGCCCAUGUGCGGCAUAGACUUUCCAGAUGAGCAAGUCCCAAUGGUUUCGGAUUCGGCCGAGUCGAACGUUGCUGCCUCAAGGUCCAAAAAUCCAAAAGCCAAGCGAGCAAAAUCCUCUGAUCUGAAGAGAAGAGCAUCGGAUUCUGGCAGGGCAAUGAUGGUUGGUGUCACUGCAGAUGCAUUGGGAGAAAUAACACAUCGCCAUCGAGCUAUGGAGUUGAUGUGUAUUCACGAUGUAGAGGACUACAACCACAUCACACCCUCUGAGAUGAAAACCAUACUCUUCGCUGACGAACGGCUCCACAAAGCGAUCCACCAGGCGGUGAACUUCCUCAACCUUGCCCCCUUUCGCCAGGCUGUGCACACCGAUUCUUCCACAGCCCCCGACCCGUUGAUACAUGCUUCGACUUUCUGAUCGGCCCGACACGCACUGACAUGGGCACACACGCACGCACACUCGCCCACGCAUGCACACACGGACGUCCUCCGUUGCUUAAAUUAUUAUCUCCGAUGCGAGCGAAUCCUCUGCACACUGCUUUGCAGAAGUCGGGAGCGCUCUGAUUAUUGAUUGUACUAGUUCUGAUAAUGGAUGUACUGGAGUUUGGAAUGUUUCAACCUCUUCUUUUUCUUGCUGUUACAGGCAACUAACUGCCUGCUAUGCAAAGAAACAAUUACAAUGUUGCACUGUAACUGAACUGUCAAAUUACAAAAUCCACGGUCUAAAGUCCAUCGUACGCAAUGCUGCACCGGCAAUGUGACCGUGCGUGCAUGGAUCAGACUCUACGCGGCGCGGCACUGUUAUCAGGGGCCGUAGAUGCUCUUCCAUACAGUGUGUUGCACGCACACGUGUGCAUUAUCCCGUGUGUGUGUGUGUGUGUGUGUGUGUGUGUGUGUGUGUGUGUGUGUGCGCGCGCGCGUGCGCGAUGAUCAUACACUCAUUGUGGAGACAACUGCAUACAUGCAUGCUCAACGCCCAAUACCUCGAUGCAGCUUUGCCAUUUGUUGUCUCCUUCGAGUCGCCCGUAGCCAGACAUGAUGCGGAGAUUGCAUUUCAUACAGGACGCUAAGUAACUGAGAAGAAUUUCCCCGCAUGAUUCGGAAUAAUAGAAUACAGGCGGUCAUGUUGAAUAGGCGCUGAUGCUGUGACAAUGACCAUGCCCUGCAGUAUUCAGAGAGCCCGCAUUUUACUACUGUAUCUCGUACUACAUAUCCGUUAAAGUGAUGUACUGACACUCCCAUUAUGGCAAUGGACAUGCCAGUAGUUGCUGACAAUGUACAUGAGACUGCACUAUGAUCGCUGUUACCAGAAGCUGGUACUGACACUACUUUGCAGUGGAAUCUUAUACUGGUGAGAUUUA